AUGCUCAAGUACCAAGAGCUCAAGGAGAUGGCCCUCAGGAAGACGCGGGAGAGCGACGAGAAGCUGGCCGCCGAGCUCAAGAUUCAGCAAAAGGAGGCUGCCGAGCGCCGAGCCAAGCAAGAGGCCAAGGAGAAGGCGCAGCGCGAGGCCGAACGCAGGCUCCUCAUCAAGCGACUCCAGAUGGAGAAGGAGGAGGCGGCCAAAGAGCGCGCCAGGCAGCAGGCCAAGGCCAAGGCCGAGCGCGAGGAGGCCAGCGGCGGUCCUUCCAUUGUCAAGUCCGCCAGCGACGCCGUCAAGCGCAAGCUCCUCGGCAUCGGCAUCAAGAGCUCGAACCGAUCGAGCAGCGCCUCGACUUCCUCGACCCGCCGGCGCAAGUCCAAGAACGACGAGGACGACUUCGUCGGCAACCGUGCCGACCGCCUCAUGGGCAAGGCCUCCCCGUCAAAGCCCUCGUCGUCGGCAACCGCCUCCUCGACCAAGUCCACGCCCAAGCGUCGCUCGGUGCCGCUUACGCGCGAGGAGAAGAAGCAGAUCAAGCUGGCCCGCGAGUUCGGCACCCUCCCGGUGCGCCGUUCGCCGCCGCUGAAGUCGAGCGCGGCAGUCGGACCUGCUCGCACCUCGUCGUCUUCGUCGUCCUCGUCGCCACUGGCAGUUCGUUCGGGCUCCAACGCGCGCUCCAAGCCGGCUCCGAGUGAGGGCUUGGUCGCGCUCGGCACCAAGAAGCGGGACAUGAGGAGCAUCGACGAGAUCGAGAGGGACCUCCGACGUCUUCGAGAGGGCAAGUCGGAAUCCGGCAAGUCGCAAGUCGAGCUCGAGAGGGAAGCGACCAUGCUCCGACGCCAGAAAGCGAUGGAGGAGCGCCGACGCACCGAGCUCGAGGCUCGCGAGAUGGCCAAGAGGAAGAGGGACAGCGGUGGCGAUGAUGACGACAACGACGACAACGACGACGACCUCUUCGGAUCCGGCGACGAGUCCGACGCAAAGGACAAGCCGGCCAGCAAGAAGACCAAGACCGCGGCCUCGAGCGCUCCCGCGCCCUCCACCACCACCACCAACACCACCACAACCGCCACAGGCACCGGCGCCGCUACCCUCGCCAGCAAGACGCCGCGUGCGCCUGCGGGCUCUUCGAUCUCUUCGUCCGCCGCCGUUCGCCCGCGUGACACCAUCCGCAACUCACCGCCUAUCCCGAGGCGCGGCGGCAUCAACCCGGCCGACUUCCUGCCUGGAGCUCCGCUCCGCGCGGAGGCCAGGCAGCGCCUGGCCGAGGUGGCCCGGAACAAGGCAUCCGCGAUCGACCAGCGCUCGACCCCGUCCAAGCGCAGCAGGAGCCCUGCCGACGACGACGCCGCCACCGCCGCAGGGGUCGUGGCCACCAAGAAGGCCAAGGUCGCCCGCGACAAGGACUCUGCCGCUUCCAGCCCUGCGCCGAUGCGCCGCGAGACGGAGCGUGACCGCUUCAUUCGCGAGCAGGAAGAGAAGAAGGCCGCCAAGGCACGCGGCGAGAUCGCCGCAGACGCGCGCCCCAAGGGACACCGCGCUUCGGACAGGGACCUCCGUCACCAUCGCCGCUCCUCCUCUAACGAGAGCGAAGAGAGCGAGGCGGACUCGUUCGUCGCAGACUCGGAGAGCGGCUCGGACCGCAGCACGGGUGGUCGCGGCGGCGAUCCCAACCUUCGAGACGAGAUCUGGAAGCUCUUUGGCAAGGACCGGAAGCAGUACGCCAGCCGUGUGGUCGACAGCGACGACGACAUGGAGGCCGACGCUUCGGCCGUCCUGCAGGAGGAGCUUCGCAGCGCGAGGCAGGCUCGAGAGGAAGACAAGCGCGAGGAAGAGCUCGAGCGCAAGCGCGAGCGCGAGAAGGCACUUCGCAAGAAGGCCGCCGUUGCUUCUGCCUCGGCUCGCCCCUGA
Molecule: messenger RNA, 1911 nt
Organism: Pseudozyma flocculosa PF-1
Lineage: Eukaryota; Fungi; Basidiomycota; Ustilaginomycetes; Ustilaginales; Ustilaginaceae
Exons: 3
Coding region: 1-1911 (636 amino acids)
Source: RefSeq, a predicted model, not a curated record